Suillus paluster is the source of this 774-nucleotide messenger RNA. Its product is annotated as 3,4-dihydroxy-2-butanone 4-phosphate synthase. The transcript is spliced from 3 exons. The record is from RefSeq and is a predicted model, not a curated record. Gene Ontology annotation, molecular function: 3,4-dihydroxy-2-butanone-4-phosphate synthase activity. NCBI's taxonomy places the organism in Eukaryota, Fungi, Basidiomycota, Agaricomycetes, Boletales, Suillaceae. Gene Ontology annotation, biological process: aerobic respiration; riboflavin biosynthetic process. Gene Ontology annotation, cellular component: mitochondrial intermembrane space; cytosol. The coding region runs from base 1 to 774 and encodes 257 amino acids.
AUGCCCAUCGCCACGGUUCAAGGCGUUGUGUCCCAGCACCACCCACCUGCCAAAACAAAUGGAGUGUGCAAUCCUACUUGGUUGCCCGCCCAAGUAAAGGACGUCAAGCCGAGAACCACUUUCUCCUUUGAUACAACAGAGGAGGCACUGGAUGCAUUCGCGCGGGGUGAAGCCAUUGUUGUCAUGGAUGACGAGCGAAGAGAGAACGAGGGUGAUAUCAUUAUUUCCGCGAGUCAAUGUUCUGUCGAAGCGAUGGCAUGGAUGAUCAAGCACACGAGCGGGUACAUCUGCAUCUCUCUUCCUGAGGAGCGCCUUAACGAGCUUGAAAUCCCCAUGAUGGUCCCUAACAACCAGGAGCGACACAAAACCGCUUACACCAUCACCGUAGACUAUAAACAUGGCACUACAACGGGCAUUUCCGCCCAUGACCGAUCUCUCACCGUGCGCAAAUUAGUCGACCCCACUUCGACUGCGUCUGAUUUCAGUCGCCCGGGGCAUAUGGUUCCUUUGCGAGCACAGAAAGGCGGUGUGCUGGAACGCAGGGGUCAUACGGAAACUGGUGUCGAUUUGUGCGCCCUCACCAAUCAACCUCUAGGGGGUGUAUUAUGCGAGCUAGUAAAUGACGAUGUGUUGGGCACCAUGGCACGGCGCGACGAUUGUAGGGCGUUUGCCGACCGAUGGGGCCUGAAAAUGAUCAGCGUGGACCUGUUGGUGCCGUACAAAAGAGCCAUGGCGAGUAUGGAUGAAAGGAGUAUUGGAGUCGGGAUAAACUAA